Messenger RNA from Callithrix jacchus (white-tufted-ear marmoset), 11542 nucleotides. Lineage: Eukaryota; Metazoa; Chordata; Mammalia; Primates; Cebidae. The record is from RefSeq and is a predicted model, not a curated record.
UUUUAGAUUUGUGAUUUAUGGGCCAGUUGCAGUAGCUCAUGUCUAUAAUCCUAGCGUUUUGGGAGGCCAAGGCAGGAGAAUCGCUUAAAGGGCCAGGAAGUUUGAGAGCAGCCUGGGCAGCAUAGCAAAACCCUGUCUCUACAAAAAAAAAAAAAAAAAUAGAUUUGUGAUGUCCUGGUUGCCAUUUGUCAACUGGUUUGCCACACACAAGUGGAUUGAACAAUGCUGUGUGUAGAAUCCUAUAUUUUAUAGCGAAUAUUGUGUGUGUGUGUACAUAUAUACGUAUGCCCAUGCAAAAACAUGUUUUACUGAGCCAGCAGAGGAGAGUGCAAAGUUUCAAAAAUGGGAGACAUUCUUUUCUUUCGAGGAGUUUACAGCUUAGUUGGGGUAACCAGAGAUGUCGAAAUAUAUUGAUCUAAGAAUACCUAGAAAAAGAGUAUCAAAACAAGUGCCCUUUAAUAUAGAAAUCAGGCCUCUUUAGAAUGAACUCCAGGGAGAGUUCAUAUUUUUGGUCAUGCUGAAUGUGUGAAAUAUAUCUUGAAAUAAAUGGUUUGAAUGGGUUUGUGUUGACUGUUUUUCACUUUGAUUUGGUUGUAAGAGACUAAGUAAUAGUACAAGAAUAAAUUUGUGAGGACUCAAGUUAGGAGAGGCUAAAUCAAGGAAAGCUUCAUGGGAUUAAUGCAUUUUAAGUUAGGUUUUGAUGGAAUUGGGUGAGUACCAGACUGUCUGGGGGCAUUUCUUAGUCAACCGGAAUUCUCGGGGCUCUGAGUAGCCUUGAGAAACUGCCCUGGUAACCUUCCGUUCUGACCUCUGAGCCAUCGCCGUUCAAAAGACCUUUAGGAUGUUGAAGUCCACGUCCUAUUUGAGAUGCCCCUCCAUCCAUCUUUUGCACUAUCCAACAUUAACUUCACCUCCUGAGAGUCCCUAGAGGUGAUUCCAGGGAACCCAGAUCCACUGAAGACUGUCAGCAUUAUGGGGGUUGAGGGAUGCAGCCAGCCCUGAGACCACUGGGAGCUAUAAGGGACAGCAUUCUCUUUUUAAUGGUGGGUGUAAGGCGGUCAUCAAACUAAGCUGAGCAAAUCCACUGCCCAAGCAAUGGGCAGUAACACAGGAAGGAAGAAAGGAAGUACUGUACAAAGUGUGUGUGAAGUUUGAAAUAAUGGGAACAUCGGUCCUACAUUUCAGCAUAAAAGAGCAGCAUAUUUAGAAACAAAGGCAAGGCCUGGCAUUCCUUCCUGUUAGCCAAGAUUAGAAGGAGCUGUGGGAGGGGUAGACUUUCUGCAGGACCCCUCUGUGAUCUUGGGGGUUGAGAGUUAGAGUCCUAGAUUCCUUUGACCUUCUGGAUGUCAUCUUUUCCACAUCCUGUCUCUAGCCAAGGCUCUUCCUUUCUGGAGAGAUUGAGGUUGUUGUUUCCUAUUUCACAAGAUCCCUUUUAUUUUCACAUUUGGGGGGUCUCAUCCAGGAAAUUCCUUCCUGAUGUCAUCUUUGUGAGAUGUAAAGGAGGGAACGAGGGGAGGGGCCCCAAGAAUGUUUCUCCUUCUGUGGAAGUUUUUUUCUGCUCUUACUGCCAUUCAGCAUUACUUGUAUCCAUGAGAUGGCUUCUUUCCUCCCUCACCCCACCCUUCUUCAGUUUCCUGGAAAUGGAAUGGGGGCUGGAAGAGAGAAAGGAUGGAAAUUCCCAUUGCAUCUCUCUCAGCUGUGCAGUGGUUCAGAUGGGGUUUUGGUGAGGGGGGAUGGGAGAGGUAGAGAGAUGGAGUCAGCCCUGAAGGGAGAGGCCAGGAGACUGCUGAGCUGAUGGUAUGGGCCUAAUUACUCCCUGCCUUGAGCUUGCCUGUAAUUGUGGUUUCUGGGAGCCAGCGCGUCCUGGAAAUCUGCUGGCACAGCAGAGAUUUGGGGUUUCCGCCUGGGAUGGAGUUGAAUUUUCCACUUGGAGCAACUUGCCCAGCCCCCGUUUUUGGUUGGGGAGCAGAGUGAAUCCCUAAAGCUCAAAAGGAGCAAUUAGGAUAGUGGUAGGAGUAUCAGGCCUUCCUUUGGAACUGAAUGAGAGGUUGCGUACUGUGAAAUGCUGGACAUUUUCGUAAAGUUCAGAGAGGCAGCAGCUAGCAGGACCCGGUGAAGGGUUGUACGCUGCAAGUUAGAAUAUCAGCUCUGUCCCUAACCAAGGGCAAGUGACUCAAUCUCUUCAGACAUUAGUUUCUCCAUCCGUGAUUUGAUUUGAAUAUCUGUCUUUCCUAGCAAGGCUGUCCCUUAAGUAAUAGGUGGAGAAAUCCUAGACCAAUACAAGGGAGCAACUUUAGUCCCCCUUUUCCUAUGGUGGUGAUAAUAAUAAUGGUUAACAUAUUUUAAGCAUUUAAUGUGUGCUCUGUGCUAAGCGCUUUAAUGAAUUCUACCAUUUAGCCUCUUAACUAUCCAGUGUCAUAGUUACUUCUGUUAUACCUAAGGGAGCGUGGGUUGAGAGGUUAGAUAUGUUACCUGAGGUCAUGGCCCUGGUGAGUGGCGGCAUCAGGAUUCUAAAGCCUGUGCGUUUGGCCAGCAGACAUACAAAGUUGUCAGUACUGCAUUUUACUCGCUUUUGUCAGGAAACACUUAGAGCCAGACUGGCUUAGUGAAGCUGGCUGUUGGAUUUGGCAUCAGAGAAUCUGAGUUCAAGUCCUAGCUCUGGGCCUCACCAAUCCUGGGAGCUCAGGCAAGUCCUCUAUCUUCUCUGAACUUGUUUUCCAUUCAUAAAAUAUGUUUUCAGAGUUGUUCUGAGGGUUUAGUGAGAUACUAUCCGGCAUAACACCUGCUACUCAGUAGAUGCUUAGUGUGCAUUAGCAGAAUCUGACUUUGAAUGGGGGGAAUUUGGAUAAGUGUCAUAGUAUAGACUCAAAAUAAGCAGCCCCAGUCCCGACCCUCCUGAAUUUGUGUUCUGAGAUUUUAGAACAUUGGCGUAAGUUAAAGAUGGAUCUAUGGCAAAGUCAAAUGGAUGGCGAGGACUCGUUCUAGACAGAGUGCCAAGAAUUAGCAAAGUAAAGGCUCUGAAGUUCAACUGCUUACGUUCAUAUGCCAGCUUCAUUUCACUUGCUGGAUGCGUGAAAUCAAGCAGCUCAGCCUUUGUGUAGCCCAUUUUCUCAUCCGUAAAAUGGCAACAUUAAUAAUGCCAACUCAUGAGGUUGUUGGGAGAAUUAAAUGUUAUAAAUAAGAAUGGCUAACAUGAAUAAUCAAUCAGUGAACAAUCAAUAAGGAGUUCUUACUGAGUACCAGACCCUGGCCUGAGCAUUAUUUACAUGCUUUAGAUGAUUUAAUCCUAACAUUCUCAUGAAAUAGAAUCCUAACAUUCUUAUGAAUUCUGUUAUCCCUAUUUUAUGGAUGAGUAGUCUGAGUCAAGAGAUUAAGUAACUUGCCUAAAGUCAAAAGCUAAUAAAUAUCAGGGCUGGCAUUUACAUCUGGGAGGGGGCUCAGGAGCCUACACUCUUGUCUUAGUAAGCGCUUUAAGAAUUUGCUAGCUCUUAUUAUUAUCCUCAUCAUGAGUUCCCAUUUAUCAGUCAGUCAGAAGAAUUUACUAAGAGCAUAUGCUUAGCACUGUGUUAUUGCAGGUUCUGUCACCAAAGUAUAUGUGACAGGAUUUCUGCUCAUGAGGAGUUUAUCAUCUAGUUGGAGGGAGAUAGGAACAAUAUGGAUGAAAUGAUUUGAUAACCAGUGCUAACUGGUAUGGUAUGGACUCAAAAUGCAGCAGAAAUGGACUUGGUUACUGAAAAGACCAUUGGGUAAGUUGGACUAGUUAGUUAAGUUUACUAGAGAUGGCAAUAUUGAAUUCAGCCUUAGAAAAGUGGCCUAACGGGCAAGGUUGGGCUCUUUGGGGUACUAGAGUUUGAAAGGAUUUAGAAUUUCAAGGUUGGUCAUUGAGCAUUCAACAAAUUUCCAUUGAGUGUAUCCUGUGUGCCUCGGUCAAUGGAGACUAAGAUCCAAAUUGAUUGCUCAGUUGCGGUUGUUUCUCUCCUGGCCAAUUCAGGUUCAUUUCCUGGAGAGUAUGUUUUGCAGACUAGCAAUUUCCAAGUUGAAAUACUAUUAUUGCCCUGCCCAAGGUAGUCCAUUGUUGAUGUAAUAAAGCUUCAUUAUCAUGUGAUUUGUGCCCGGAUAGAAUCAGCAUAUAUGUCCAGGUCCUAGAAAGGAACUGCAGGGACCACCUGGUUCGUUCAUCUCUUCCUCUCUCCACCAUCUCACCCCUCCCUCCCUCCGCUGUCCAACCCCACGUAGGCACUUGCGACCACACUUUUUCCUUAGGAGGAAUAUAAGACCUAGAACUAAGACUAUAAUUCAAAUCUUUAAACCUUCGGGGCACUUUAUUUAAACUGUGCUGCCUGGUAGUAAAUUGUGAGUCAAAUUAAGUGCUCUAGGACAGAUGCCUACCAUUUUUGUAAACCUACAGAGGGAAUUAUAAGCCCAUUUCCCGGUGCCAGUAAUUUUUGUCUUCCUAACAGUCUUUUCACUGUUGUGCAAGCCCCUCAGUAUCAAAGACGUAAUUCAGUAGGAAAUGUGUAAGAGACAGCAACACUGGCUGGAAAUGGCAGGAGCUACUGCUCUAAAAACCACUUUUCCUCCCACAGAAUGGUCUAGGAUCUCCCCCAGGGGAGAGGGCACCCUCCCUUUUUUAUGAUCUAGAUCUGCAGACCCCAGAAGUGCCUGCAUAGCCAGAGCCAAUGGAGCAUUCUUUUGGUUUGGGGCCUGCCUCUUGCACCUCCUAUCAGGCAGCUAUAUGUUGAGUUUGUUGCUUGUCCCAACGGUCCCAGGCCCAUUAGUCAAUGUGUGGGGAUGGAGUAAACAACAGAGAGAUCCAGUGUGGAUCCCUGGGUGAUGAAACUGGUGAGAGCUGCAGGGAUCUGGCUCCUAGAAAACUUGGUUCCGAUUUUCUCUGGCUGGCCUUCUGUCAGCAUCCUAGCCAACUAUGUAUAUCAAGUAUAUCCUCUGUAGAGCUCAGUAUAUUGGUUGAGAGACCCGUUUCAGGAGGCUGGAGACUUGGUGCUAAAGAAACAAAAAAUAGAUGUCUCCUUCAGGACAGGUAUUCUAUUAGAUCACACGGUAGAAUAUAUGCGUUUCUUUUAAAAGCAAUACACGGGCAGGGAUCUGUGAUGAUAGCACAAGUCAGAUGCUUAAGGGCCAGAGGAGGCAAAGAAUAGGCGUGGUCAUUAUUCUGAGUUCAUUGAGGAAGGCUUUCUGAGGGAGGGGAGUUUCUGGGCAGGUUUUAGAAGGGUGGAACAGGAAUUUCCAGAGGGGCCUGUUGCAGGCUGGAGAAUAACCUCCCCUGCCUGCCCGCCCUUCUUUCUUCUGUUUCUAGCAGGGCUUCCUGAAGUCACCAUUCAAGAAUGUGAAGGGUAUGGACUCAGCCUGUGACACUCUGGCUCCCCUCCCGCAACUGUAAUGGGCCCCCAUUACAGUUGGGAAAUUAGGUUGCAUCUACCUGCAGUUACCUCCGCUGAAGAAAGGCAGCCUCCCCGAGGUUAAGUAGCCUGUCUUCCCUGGGAGAUUCUGCACCUGAGCGCAGGUCCCCUUCCCACCAUCGCCAGCCCUCGGAUGCCUCUGAGACAACAGGUCUUGUUCAACGCUGUGUCAUUAUCCAAAAGGACCAGCAUGGCUUCGGCUUCACAGUCAGUGGGGAUCGAAUUGUUUUGGUGCAGUCUGUGCGGCCUGGAGGUGCAGCCAUGAAGGCCGGUGUGAAGGAGGGCGACCGGAUCAUCAAAGUCAACGGCACCAUGGUGACCAAUAGCUCACACCUGGAAGUGGUAAAGCUGAUCAAAUCUGGCGCCUAUGUCGCACUCACCCUCCUGGGCUCUUCACCUUCAUCCGUGGGCAUCCCUGGGCUUCAGCAGGACCCAUUCCCAGCAGGAGCUCCCCGAGUCACCCCAGCGAUCCCCCCACCGCCACCUCCUCCACCUCUACCACCUCCACAACGCAUCACAGGACCCAGACCUCUGCAGGAUCCCGAAGUUCAAAAACAUGCCACCCAGAUCCUCAGGAAUAUGCUGAGGCAGGAAGAAAAAGAAUUACAGCGUAUCUGUGAGGACUAUAGCCGGAACCCUGACAGCCUACUGGAAGAGCAGAUGGAAGGUGCCCGGCGGCGGGUCACUCAGUUACAGCUGAAGAUCCAGCAGGAGACUGGUGGCUCAGUGGACAUACUUUCACUAUGUGGUGACACCGGCCAGAGACAAUCAGAAGGCCGGCUUUCUCUGGAUUCCCAGGAGGGGGACAGUGGCUUGGACUCUGGGACAGAACGCUUUCCUUCGCUCAGUGAGUCAUUGAUGAAUCGGAACUCGGUGCUGUCAGACCCUGGGCUAGACAGUCCUCGAACCUCCCCUGUGAUUAUGGCCAGGGUGGCCCAGCACCACAGGCGGCAGGGCUCGGAUGCAGCAGUCCCCUCAACCGGUGACCAGGGUGUAGAUCAAAGCCCAAAGCCUUUAAUUAUUGGCCCAGAGGAAGAUUAUGACCCGGGUUAUUUCAACAACGAGAGCGACAUCAUAUUCCAGGAUCUGGAGAAACUGAAGUCUCGGCCAGCUCACCUGGGGGUUUUUCUACGUUACAUCUUCUCUCAGGCGGACCCCAGUCCACUGCUUUUUUACCUGUGUGCAGAAGUUUAUCAGCAGACAAGCCCCAAGGAGUCCCGAAGCUUGGGGAAAGACAUCUGGAGUAUUUUCCUGGAGAAAAAUGCGCCUCUGAGAGUGAAGAUCCCUGAGAUGUUACAGGCUGAAAUCGACUUGCGCCUGCGGAACAGCGAGGACGCCCGCGGCGUUCUCUGUGAAGCUCAAGAGGCAGCCAUGCCUGAGAUCCAGGAGCAGAUCCACGACUACAGAACGAAGCGCACUCUGGGCCUGGGCAGCCUGUAUGGUGAAAACGACCUACUGGACCUGGAUGGGGACCCUCUCCGAGAGCGCCAAGUGGCCGAGAAGCAGCUGGCUGCCCUUGGAGAUAUUUUGUCCAAGUAUGAGGAAGACAGAAGUGCCCCCAUGGACUUUGCCCUCAAUACCUACAUGAGCCAUGCUGGGAUCCGUCUUCGAGAGGCACGACCUUCUAAUGCAGCUGAAAAGGCCCAGUCUGCUCCUGACAAGGACAAGUGGCUACCCUUCUUCCCUAAGACCAAAAAGCAGAGCAGCAAUUCCAAGAAAGAAAAGGAUGCCUUGGAGGACAAGAAGAGAAACCCCAUCCUCAAAUACAUUGGGAAGCCCAAAAGCUCUUCUCAAAGCACAUUUCAUAUUCCCUUGUCCCCUGUGGAAGUCAAACCAGGCAAUGUGAGGAACAUUAUUCAGCACUUUGAGAACAAUCAGCAGUAUGACGCCCCAGAACCUGGGACACAGCGACUCUCAACCGGAAGCUUUCCCGAGGACCUGCUGGAGAGUGACAGUUCACGCUCAGAGAUUCGCCUGGGCCGCUCUGAAAGCCUCAAGGGCCGGGAGGAGAUGAAACGGUCUCGAAAGGCAGAGAACGUGCCCCGCUCUCGCAGUGAUGUUGACAUGGAUGCUGCCGCAGAGGCUACUCGCCUGCACCAGUCGGCCUCGUCUUCCGCCUCCAGCCUCUCCACCAGGUCUCUUGAGAACCCAACCCCUCCUUUCACUCCCAAAAUGGGCCGCAGGAGCAUUGAGUCCCCCAGCCUGGGGUUCUGCACAGAUGCCCUCCUUCCCCACCUCCUAGAGGAUGAUCUAGGCCAGCUAUCUGACCUGGAGCCAGAGCCAGAUGCCCAAAAUUGGCAGCAUACAGUGGGCAAGGAUGUGGUGGCUGGGCUAACUCAGAGGGAGAUUGACCGGCAAGAGGUCAUCAAUGAGCUAUUUGUGACUGAAGCUUCCCACCUGCGCACACUUCGUGUCCUGGACCUGAUCUUCUACCAGCGAAUGAAGAAGGAGAACCUGAUGCCCAGGGAGGAGCUGGCCCGACUCUUCCCGAACCUGCCUGAACUCAUAGAGAUUCACAAUUCCUGGUGUGAAGCCAUGAAGAAGCUCCGGGAGGAAGGCCCCAUCAUCAAAGAGAUCAGUGACCUCAUGCUGGCCCGGUUCGAUGGCCCUGCCCGAGAGGAACUCCAGCAGGUGGCUGCACAGUUCUGUUCCUAUCAGUCAAUAGCCCUAGAGCUAAUCAAGACCAAGCAGCGCAAGGAGAGCCGAUUCCAGCUCUUCAUGCAGGAGGCUGAGAGCCACCCUCAGUGCCGGCGGCUGCAGCUGAGAGACCUCAUCAUCUCCGAGAUGCAGCGGCUCACCAAGUACCCGCUGCUGCUGGAGAGCAUCAUCAAGCACACAGAGGGUGGCACCUCCGAGCAUGAGAAGCUCUGCCGGGCCCGGGACCAGUGCCGGGAGAUUCUCAAGUAUGUGAAUGAAGCAGUGAAGCAAACAGAGAACCGCCACCGUUUAGAGGGCUACCAGAAACGCCUGGAUGCCACCGCCCUGGAGAGGGCCAGCAAUCCCCUGGCAGCAGAGUUCAAGAGCCUGGAUCUUACAACCAGAAAAAUGAUUCAUGAAGGGCCCCUGACCUGGAGGAUCAGCAAGGAUAAGACCUUGGACCUUCACGUGCUGCUGCUGGAGGACCUCCUAGUGCUGCUACAGAAACAGGACGAGAAGCUACUGCUGAAGUGCCACAGCAAGACUGCCGUGGGCUCCUCAGACAGCAAGCAGACCUUCAGCCCUGUGCUCAAGCUCAAUGCCGUGCUCAUCCGCUCGGUGGCCACAGAUAAACGGGCCUUCUUCAUCAUCUGCACCUCCAAGCUGGGCCCACCCCAGAUCUAUGAGCUGGUUGCAUUGACGUCAUCAGACAAGAACACAUGGAUGGAGCUCUUAGAAGAGGCCGUGCGGCAUGCCACCAGGCACCCCGGAGCUGCCCCAAUGCCUGUCCAUCCUCCACCCCCAGGGCCCCAGGAGCCAGCCCACCAGGGAUCUACACCCAGCAGGGUAGAACUGGAUGACUCAGACGUGUUCCAUGGUGAACCUGAACCUGAGGAGCUGCCUGGAGCAGGUACUGGGCCCCAGCAGAGGGUCCAAGGGAAGCACCCGGUCCUACUCGAGGACCCUGAGCAGGAGGGCAGUGCGGAGGAGGAGGAGCUGGGUGUCCUGCCUUGCCCUUCCACAUCCCUGGAUGGAGAGAACCGGGGAGUCAGGACAAGGAACCCCAUCCACCUGGCCUUCCCAGGCCCUCUGUUCAUGGAAGGCCUCGCUGAUUCCGCUCUGGAAGAUGUGGAGAACCUGCGACGCCUGAUCCUGUGGAGCCUGCUGCCAGGUCACACCAUGGAAACUCAGGCUGCCCGGGAGCCCGAGGAUGACGUGACACCCACGCCUUCAGUCAUCGGCGUCACCUCUCACCCCUGGGACCCAGGCUCCCCAGGGCAAGCCCUCCCUGGGGGUGAAGGGGACAACACCCAGAUUCCAGGGCCGGAGGGGGAACGGCCAGAACAGGAGAACAUGGCUCUCUGUUCUCUGGAAGAUCUACCCCCAAGGACCAGAAAUUCUGGGAUAUGGGAGUCUCCAGAACUGGAUAGGAAUCCGGCUGAAGAGGCUUCAAGCACAGAGGCAGCAGGAGGUUACAAAGUUGUGAGAAAAGCUGAGGUGGCAGGCAGCAAGGUUGUCCCUGCACUACCAGAGAGUGGCCAGUCAGAGCCUGAGCCACCUGAAGUGGAAAGCGGAACAAAGGCUACUGGGAACUGCUUUUAUGUCAGCAUGCCAGCAGGACCCCUGGACUCAAGCACUGACCUUUCAGGGGCACCCACGAGCCCCCCUCAGCCUGACAGCUUCCCUGCAGGGCAGAUAGAACCUCAGCCUCAGCUGCAGGGAGGCAAUGGAGAUCCAAGAUGCCUCAGCCGCUCUCCCCCAAGCCUGGCCCUCAGGGACGUGGGCAUGAUCUUCCGUACCAUUGAGCAGCUCACCCUCAAGCUCAACAGACUCAAGGACAUGGAGCUGGCCCACAGAGAGCUGCUCAAGUCCCUUGGGGGAGAGUCGUCUGGUGGCACCACGCCCGUGGGCAGUUUCCACACAGAAGCAGCUCGAUGGACAGACGGCUCCCUCUCACCUCCCGCUAAGGAGCCCCUGGCUUCUGACUCCAGGAACAGCCACGAACUGGGGCCCUGCCCUGAGGAUGGCUCUGACACCCCCCUGGAAGAGAGUGCAGCAGACGCAGCCACGUCACCAGGACCAUAACCGUGCAAACCACCAAAUCCCCUGUGUCCCCACUCCUCCUUCGGGGACUGGCCUGAGACCGGACCCAGGGUGGGGGAUCCUAACUCUCCUCACUGUGGAGGAGGCAGUUGGGGAAACUAGGAUCCAGCCAAGGCCUGGGGGGAGACCCGCAUGUUGCUUGGUCUGCUCAGAUCGGAGUCAAGUUUCAGUGUCUUUUCCCUCCCUCAGCCCAACCCUCUAAGGCCUGGUGUCUCCUAAGCAUGCUGACUGCAUCUGAAAGGCCCCCACUCACCAUGGCUGCCCUCACCCCACACAUGCGCGUACGCGUGCACGCCUGGACGUGCGCUGCCCUCAGACAUGCAAGUGAGAGGAGGAGGCUUCUGUGUAAAUGCACUUUCUUCCUCCCCUCUUUCUCCACAAGACCCCAGGCGGAGGUGGGUGCCUCCCCUCCCCGUUGUCACUUUGGUCCUAUAAAUAUGUAUGUAUUGUAUGUGCAUCUUCGCUAUUGUAAAUAACUGACCUUUUUUGUUCCUGUUCCUGGAGUGCUGGAGGCAGUUAUGGAAGGAGCUGCUAAGGGAAGAGAGGGUUCACCUGUAUCUCCUAGUUAACCCAGCCCCAGGAUCAGGCCUAAAUGGGGGCCAGGCCUGAGUGUCCCUGUCCCUGUGAGUGGGAAGGUCUGGCUCCCCAUCCCACCUGGCUCCCCAGCUCACCUGGCUCCCCAUCCCACCUGGCUCCCUGUCCCAGCUGGCUCCCCAUCCCACCUGGCUCCCUGUCCCACCUGGCUCCCCAUCCCACCUGGCUCCGCAUCCCACCUGGCUCCCUGUCCCACCUGGCUCCCCAAUGCACCUGGCUCCCUGUCCCACCUGGCUCCCCAACGUACCUGGCUCCCUGUCCCACCUGGCUCCCCAAUGCACUUGGCUCCCUAUCCCACCUGGCUCCCCAACGUGCCUGGCUCCCUGUCCCACCUGGCUCUGGAGCCUGCCCUCCACAGCUUGCUGCUGAGCUGCUCCCUCCCUCCCUGGACUCCUCAUCUUUGCAAGAUGGGACUGUGGGAGUUUCUCACCCCACCUAUGUUCCCUCUUCCCCACCCUGUCCCUGUAGAAAACUAGUGAAGCAGGUACGGAGCUGAAGACUGGGCCCCAAGAGGUAGGGAGAGGGGGUCUGAAUGCUAGGUCCCUGAAUUCACCCAGGACCAUCCGAGGGGCCGCCGCAGCGUCAGCCCCAUCACCACGUCCUCGCCAACUCUCCCUGAUGAAUAUACACACUGUGCUAGGUGUAUAUAUACAUAUAUAUAUAAAUAUAUAUAUAUAUAUAUAAAAUAUAGAUAUGGAAAUGACUGUUUUGCUGUUAAGAUGAUGUAUACUCUUUUAUUUUCUUCCUUUCAUGGUUAAGAUUUUUUUUAAGAAAAGUUAAAUAUUCUUCAA